ACACCUCAUGUGACAGAAAGGAAGAUUUUGCACCAAAAAUUGCACUGUGCAUGUUAAGUUAAAGAUCUACAGUAUUAAAACAAGUACCUGAACAUUUGGACAUGGCCCCCACUGUUGCUCUCACUUUUCUAGCAGUACUAGUGCUGUCUAUUAAUGCCAAGGGGAUUGCUAAAGCUCCUCUACUGGCUAGUGACUCUCCAACUAUCAUCAAGAAUGAGUAUGUUGUUGUUAUGAAGGAAGAACUGUCUAACCAAGAAAUUGAAAACCACAAGACCAUGGUCCGAUCUGCUAUGCAACUUCAAGGCAAUAUUUCCAAGAUUAUGUUUGAGUACAAUAUUGGAAAAGGCUUUCGUGGAUACAGUGUUUCCACUGAUAAAAUGAUGCUUGAGACUCUUCGCGCUAUGAGCGAUGUCAAGUACGUUGAACACAACCAGGAAAUGCAUGCUAUGGAAGAGUGUGUUAGAGAAGAUAAUUCCGAGUGGGGAUUACAUAGGACUGUAUACAGAGAAACAAAGCACGUGGACGAAUACUAUGAAUAUAAUGACGGUUCAGAUGGUACAGGAGUUAAAGUUUACAUCAUUGACACUGGUAUCAUGAUUGAUCACACGGAGUUUAAAGACCGAGCCACAUGGGGAACUAAUACUGCUGGUGGAAGUUCUACAGAUGCUAAUGGUCAUGGAACACAUGUUGCAGGCACUGUAAUUGGAGAUAAGUAUGGACUUGCAAGGGGCGCAACAGCCAUUGCUGUGAAGGUGCUAGGUGAUAAUGGAAGCGGGAGUACAGUAGGUGUGAUUGAGGGUGUAGAGUAUGUCGCACGCGAACAUGAAGAAGGGAAGGAUAAGAAGUCUGUUGCAAACAUGUCUCUGGGAGGAGGAUUUUCUAAGAGCUUGAAUGAUGCUGUCAAUGCUGCUAUUAACAAGGGUGUUCACUUUGCAAUUGCUGCUGGUAAUGAGAACCAAGAUGCGUGUAAUGUGUCUCCUGCUAGCUCCAAGAGUGUGACAGUAGCCGCAAUGGAUAACGAAGAUAAACGCUCCUCUUUCAGUAACUACGGCUCAUGUGUUGAAAUAUUUGCACCUGGAUCAGCGAUCAAAUCUGCAUGGAUUAGUGACAGGGGCUCAAAUAACAAAGACGGAACAGCUACAUUAUCAGGUACAUCCAUGGCCGCCCCUCAUGUGGCUGGUGUUAUGGCCAAAAUUCUCACAACUGAGGACCCUACCCCUGAACAAAUGAUGGCGAAACUCGAGUCCCUUGCCACAGAUAAGAUCGUUCAAGAUCGUAAAAAUACUCCGGAUUUACUGCUUUUCCAUGACUGUAAGAGCUGAAUACAUAACUGUAUGAUAUAAACUUAUUAGCUAGUAUAAUUAUAUGACGUACGUAAACGUAGUAAGUUAGGCCUUGAACAUUAUAAACAUGUAGUAGUAUACUUUUUGAUACUUAGUUAUGUGUGUAUCAUAACAGAUAAACUGUCAAUGUGGCUUUAUUAUUUCA
Molecule: messenger RNA, 1488 nt
Organism: Halichondria panicea
Lineage: Eukaryota; Metazoa; Porifera; Demospongiae; Suberitida; Halichondriidae
Exons: 16
Coding region: 102-1322 (406 amino acids)
Biological process (GO): proteolysis
Molecular function (GO): serine-type endopeptidase activity
Source: RefSeq, a predicted model, not a curated record